Molecule: messenger RNA, 1350 nt
Organism: Peniophora sp. CBMAI 1063
Lineage: Eukaryota; Fungi; Basidiomycota; Agaricomycetes; Russulales; Peniophoraceae
Source: the annotation of a GenBank genome assembly
AUGACCAACAUCACGAAUUACGCGACGACUAUAGACUUCGUAGAGCGCAGGAUCGUCCCAGUCUUUCUUCUCGAGUGCUUCUUUGUCGGCGCGGCAUCAGUGUUUGCUGUUGUGGGAACCUACUGGCUUUGGGCGAGCGAAUGGCGGAGAACCAGUGCCUGGCCUCGCUUGAUACUGGUUGUGCCUCCCCUCACCUACCUCUCGCUAUUAGUUCACGGAGUUCUAUCGUUCUGGAAUACGAUUGAUCUAUUCGAUGGGCGAGCGCUCUUCAAUACAGAGGACCUGGGACGCAAUAACACCGCUAUUUCGGCCGUUCUUCUUCCCGUGGUCAUCACGGAAACUGCCCUCUUUGGCGUAUCAACUGCAGUGUUUGCCUUCGCUUGUUUGCUUUUUGUCGCACGCCAAACUCGUCCGAGACUCCCUCACGUAGCCAUCAUACUGGUUUACCUCUGUGCACUCAUCCACUGGGCCGCCAACAUAGGCAUAUAUGCACGACGUACUGCCCCACCCAUUGCGAGCGACAACUUUAGAACCUAUGCGCCCAUCAUCCUACUCUCCUUCAAUACAAUCUUGUGCGAUGGUAUCAUUCUUUGGCGCAUGUGCCUAAUCUGGGAGCGCCGCCUUUGGUCAUACGUGGCCGCUGGGUUCUUCAUCCUCUCAACGUUCUCACUUUCGAUUGCCAACAUUGUCGAGAUCUCACGCUGGGUACGCGAGGGAGGCACGCCGUGGCCCAUGCCCGGUGCGCCCUUGCAAGUCCUUGAAAGCAAAGACAUCGUCGUCGAGCCGACUUUCGAGAACAACUGGCUUGGGGUAUCAACACUUUGCUCUUCUGUCGCCAGCAAUGCGUUCGCGACCGUCGCCAUCGGACUGAAGGCCUGGUAUCAUCGUCAUCAGUUGACCAAGGAUUUCUGCGCAGGCACACGAAGAACUCGCAUGGAGCAAGCACUCGCGCUUCUCAUUGAGAGCGGCGCAGUCUACCUUUCUAUCUGGAUCGCGUUCUUGGUUGUGAGCAUUGUGCCUGCGCACGUCGUGCUCUUCGACUUCGCCGACGUCAACGCACCGGUCGCGGACGCAUUCAAUGCCGCCAUGGUUCAAAUCACGGCGAUGUAUCCCAGCACUGUUAUCAUUCUCGUUGCCCUGGAUCGCGCGCGUCUUACUGGUCAUGAGCCAGAGGUGACUUUGCAGACGGUCACCUUGACCCCGACAGAUGUGGAGUCUGCGCAGGGUUCGACAACGUCUGCUUCUCUUACUUCUAAAGACGAAAGUUGGGAUGUACAGGGGCGACGAUGGCUCGGGAAGCGGCUAGAUUGGGGCCAGCAAAGGAAAAUUCUCACUCUGCUACCUAGCUAG